UUGCUAGUUGCUCCUGUCUGCCUGCCUUGCCUUGCCUCGACCGGCUUAUUUAUGGGGCCUGCCGUCCGACACCUCCUCCACAGAUUACCGACAAGCUUCUCACUCUACUACGCCAACCACCAUACUUGACUAUCGUCACCACACCCAUCUUCACUUUACGUCCAACCACGAAUCAAUAAACCAACCAUGGUCCCCAUCACCCAGCACGAGAGACCCAAAACCGACUAUGAGCGAUGGCUCGAAGCCCAAAACGGAGGUGCCCCGGCCGGCGAUCAAGCACAGUAUCAUCCGCCCAGUCCCGAUUCCGACAAGGCAGACACAUCGUCGGCUGAGUCGGGGAGUGGAUAUAAACACUCACAUGGGAUGUUCUUGCAUCACACAAGUCAUCACCAGAGUGCAGCUACGGCUCACGGACGUGGUGUUGGCGUAGGUGGACUGCAUGGACCGCAUGGACUGUUACAUGGGGUUCUUCCGGGUUACUACGGGAUGGUGGCGAUGAAGGUGGCGGUGCUGGCACUGUUGGUGGUGGUUUUCCUACGGGUGGGAAGAUUUUUGAAGGGGAAGCGCUGUCGUCAAUGUCAGGGUCAGGGUCCAAGGACACCGCAGGUCGGGGGUCUUGGGAUGGAUUUGGAGAAGAAGUAUUUGGUUUGACCUGGAGGGUCUGUGACACUAGUUGGGUUUGAGGCUGUGGUGCGUUUCCGGGCUUUGGAGUUGGGCGUUUUAGCACGAUUAUGUACACAAUCUUGUACUAUUUAUCAUAAGCACUUUGUUAGAAUGAAAGUGUUGGUUCAUUGGCGUUCUUAGGUUUAAGUGGACUUGAUUUCACUCUAUUCAUAGACUGCUGCUGCUGCACAUGGUCGGAGAAACCACCCCUUUGACAGGGUCCAACCCCCCGAGAAAGCCCACGAACAGGACAAAAUAACCCGCACCUCCACCCAGGGCCAUGCAGGUGCUGGCUGGUCUGGCUGGUCCA
Aspergillus sclerotioniger CBS 115572 is the source of this 973-nucleotide messenger RNA. RefSeq lists its product as uncharacterized. NCBI's taxonomy places the organism in Eukaryota, Fungi, Ascomycota, Eurotiomycetes, Eurotiales, Aspergillaceae. The coding region runs from base 187 to 651 and encodes 154 amino acids. The record is from RefSeq and is a predicted model, not a curated record. The transcript is spliced from 3 exons.